GGCCCCCUCCCGAGCUCCCGCCCGGGUGCUGCUUCCCCGGGUCGGGGCUGGAGGGCUGGUGGCGGCGGUCCCUCGGGGCCCAUGGCGCUGCCCGCCUGGCUGCAGCCCAGGUACAGGAAGAAUGUCUAUCUUUUCAUCUACUACUUAAUCCAGUUCUGUGGCCACUCAUGGAUAUUUACAAAUAUGACAGUCAGAUUCUUUUCAUUUGGAAAAGAUUCGAUGGUUGACACUUUCUAUGCUAUUGGACUUGUGAUGCAGCUUUGCCAAUCCAUCUCCCUCUUGGAGUUGCUGCACAUCUAUGUUGGCAUUGAAUCAAACCAUCUUCUCCCUCGGUUUCUGCAGCUCACGGAGAGAAUCAUCAUCCUGUUUGUGGUGAUCACCAGUCAAGAGGAAGUCCAAGGGAAAUACGUGGUGUGUGUGUUAUUCAUCUUCUGGAAUCUACUGGACAUGGUUAGGUACACGAAUAGCAUGUUAUCAGUCAUAGGAAUUUCCUAUGCUUUCCUGACAUGGCUCAGUCAGACACUAUGGAUGCCGAUUUAUCCUUUGUGUGUUCUUGCUGAAGCAUUUGCCGUCUAUCAGUCGCUGCCUUACUUUGAAUCAUUUGGCACUUACUCCACAAAGCUGCCCUUUGACCUGUCCAUCUACUUCCCAUAUGUGCUGAAAAUAUAUCUCAUGAUGCUCUUUAUAGGUAUGUAUUUUACCUACAGUCAUCUUUACUCAGAAAGAAGAGACGUCCUCAGCGUCUUUCCCAUCAAAAAGAAGAAACUGUGAGCAGCAUUCUGCUGUGACAUAAGGAAAAACAGGCUGUGAAUUCCGCUGCAGAAACACCACAGGAAGCAUGCUGGUGGGGGAAGACCGAGCGUGUGACAGAAAUCCAUGAAUGACCUCCUCCCCGGACACCUCACAGCAGCCUGUUUUGAAAAUAUAACGUGUGAGACCCACAGACUCUGAACCACCUGUUUCUCCAAAGCUGUGGAUUUCAUACAAGUUAAGUUUAUAUUGUAUGAAGCCUGAUAGUUUCCUGUAAGGGUAAUGAGAAGUAGAUUAACUGGCGUAGAUUCAAUUAACCUGAGAGACCAACGUUGUUAAACCACAUCUAUUUCUUUUCACUUCCGAAUUCCCCUGUAGCAGCAGAUCCACAGGAGGGAGCGCUGUGAAGUAUGGUCUGCAGUGUCCACAGUAACAUUUUGUAGAUGUCACCGUUCCCAGAGGUAACACUCGUCAGACACACUUACAAAAGGAAACCAUUUUCCCAACCCCGAAAGACCAUUAGUAUUACACAAGUUAUCUGGGCUUUGAUGCUGUAAAGCAGGACCCUGAUGCAAACAAUAAACCUUUGAUAAAUACACAAAUAAUGCCCCAUAUUCCUUUAAAAAAACAGGUCACAUAUACCUUACACAGAUAAAAGCUAAGAAAAUUAAGAACUAGUCAUGUUUCAUAUCAUUUAUUACUGAAUUACUAUUAUUAAUUACUCUAACGUUAUAAGUCAUCACUUAUAGCUUUGAAAAUUGAUCCUUUGAAGAUUUAAAAUAUAACUGAUUAAUGGAAUAAUUUCUGAAUCACUGGAAUAUCAUUUGCUUUUCUUGGAAGAAUUAUAGAAUCUUAUUAUCCAGCAACUAUAUAAAAAGGGUACUUAAUAUUUUGUUACAUAAAAACCAGGUAGUAAAAAUGUAUUUACAAAAAAAUAAUAAUUUUACACCAUUAAAUAAAACAAUCAAGCAUUAAAAGAUAACUUGAU
Molecule: messenger RNA, 1738 nt
Organism: Myotis lucifugus (little brown bat)
Lineage: Eukaryota; Metazoa; Chordata; Mammalia; Chiroptera; Vespertilionidae
Gene: HACD4
Product: 3-hydroxyacyl-CoA dehydratase 4
Exons: 7
Coding region: 82-771 (229 amino acids)
Biological process (GO): sphingolipid biosynthetic process; very long-chain fatty acid biosynthetic process; fatty acid elongation
Cellular component (GO): endoplasmic reticulum membrane
Molecular function (GO): 3-hydroxyacyl-CoA dehydratase activity
Source: RefSeq, a predicted model, not a curated record